This is a messenger RNA of Staurois parvus, 772 nucleotides long. NCBI's taxonomy places the organism in Eukaryota, Metazoa, Chordata, Amphibia, Anura, Ranidae. The record is from the annotation of a GenBank genome assembly.
AUGCUGUGUACAUUACGGUGUGCCUUGGCUAAGGGGAGACUGGCUGCAACAGCCACAUCUGCAUGGAGUGACCUGACAAGAGGUGUGCAGGCUAAAGCAGCAUUUGCAACAGGCCCACGUCAACAUGACACCACUUUUAUAUGAAUUUCGCACUUACACUAUCAAGCCUUCAAUGAUGGCCGAAUUCACAAAGCUUACAAAUGAGAACUUUCAUAUACGCAUGGCACGUUCAGAGAUGAUUGGCUACUGGACAUAUGAAUUAGGUGGUCUGAAUAAGGUGCUUCAUAUAUGGAAAUAUGACAGCUUUACACAUCGGUCAGCAGUACGGUCCAAGCUACCUCAAGACAAAGAGUGGCAAGAAAAAUACAUAUGCAAAGUACUGCCCAUGAUCGAAAAGCAAGACAUUGAGGUUGCUUACUUGGUACCCUGGUGUAAAUUGCAGAAGCCAGAGAAGGAAGGUGUUUAUGAAUUGGUUUCUUAUCAGUUUAAGCCUGGUGGACCAGCUGUCUGGGGUGAGGCAUUUAAAGCUGCCAUCUCUACUCAUGUUCACAAUGCCUACGCAAAACUUGUUGGCAUUUUCAACACUGAAUAUGGAUUACUCAACCAAGUCCAUGUCCUGUGGUGGAAUGAGAAUGCUGACAGCCGAGCUGCAGGAAGGCAUUUGGCUCAUGAGGAUGCCAGGGUGGUUGCUGCAGUGAGAGAGAGUGUGAGAUUUCUUGACUCACAGAGAAAUGUACUCCUGAUUCCUUCACCAUUUUCACCAUUUAAAUAA